Zophobas morio is the source of this 6548-nucleotide messenger RNA. RefSeq names its product dedicator of cytokinesis protein 7 (gene Zir). NCBI's taxonomy places the organism in Eukaryota, Metazoa, Arthropoda, Insecta, Coleoptera, Tenebrionidae. Gene Ontology annotation, biological process: positive regulation of GTPase activity; small GTPase-mediated signal transduction. Gene Ontology annotation, molecular function: guanyl-nucleotide exchange factor activity. The record is from RefSeq and is a predicted model, not a curated record. The transcript has 20 exons. Bases 175 to 6324 code for a protein of 2049 amino acids.
AACGAAAAAAGGGUAUUGUAAGAAAUAACGCGAUUUUAGUAUUUGUGUGGUGCUUAUUAGUGUGUAAAAAAUGGAUAAAACUGGAGUUGACAUUUAGCGCCACCUAUAAAUAUUAAUGUGACAGGUUGACAGCCGGUUGACAUUUUUGACAGCCAAGUGACAGCCGUAAAUAAAAUGACUUCGAACGCCAGGGCGUUCACUCAAAAAUUAUCCAAGCACCAUGCCGCGGAUGUCCGUCGAAAUGUAGCCUGUCACAAAGGGGGCAUAAUAUCGCCUUCCUCUUCCUCUAGCUGGACAAACGAUGUAGUGGACCCAAUCGAUUUUGAAGAGUUUUUAAGUCAAUACCAAAAUUUAAUUGAUCGAGACCCCCUUCGGUCAAUUCUAGAUGUGCCUCAUGGUGAUGUAGAAGUUGAUGUAAUUGAAAGACCCAUAAGAACGCUUAACCCGAUUUUACCAGAAGAGAAACUUGAAACUUUACCACCCCAUGUAGAAGGUUGUGUUGAGUGCUACACUUCCAACUGGAAAGUAGUUAGAUACAAUCACAGGAAUCUCAGCAGUAGCGUUGCAAGCAGGACAAAUUUAUCCAAAAGUUUACAGCCUAGCCCCAAACAGGAAUUCGAAAUAGACUUUCAGCCCAGUAAUUUUGACACUACUAGUGAAUCUGAUUUAACUUCCAUAUCUAGCAGUAGCCGCCAAAGUAUCGCAUCUUUAGUGUCAGUGUCAUCUUGUGGUGAUACUUUAACACCUAGAAAUUCAUGGGCUUCUCUUGAUUUGCGACAUUCCGCGGGAGAUCCGCUGAUAUCUGAAAUCUUAGAACAAAAUGCGCCUGAGGCAUUAGAUCAAUUAAACGAAAGUCGGCGUCAGAUUGAAAGACAAGAUGCUUUAUUUGCAAUGUGUUCAGGUCCUGAGAGGGACACAGGUGAGUCUAUUGAGAGAAGGAUGCCUGCAGCGCCCCCUACCGAGCCUUUGGGUCACAGGAUAUUGGUGAAGUGCCAUCAAUUAACGUUGGAUUUGGAAGUAGAACCACUAUUUGCCUCCAUGGCAUUAUACGACUCAAAAGAACGUAAAAAAUUGUCAGAAACAUUUUAUUUUGACUUAAAUCCAGAAGGUCUAAAACGUAUGUUAGGAGGCCACGUGCCUUACAGUGACACUAGUACACUUGCUAGAGGUUGCAUUUUCAAUAUUUCAAAUCCUUCUCCAGAUCUAUUUUUGGUGGUUAGAUUAGAAAAAGUUCUUCAGGGUGACUUAAGUGAGUGCGUGGAACCAUAUAUGAAAGAGGAACGGAACCGUGAUAAACUGAAAGCAAAUGCGGUAGCUGUGUGCGAACGUUUAGGCAAAUAUAGACAAGCAUUUGCUUGGACUGGAAUUUAUUUAAUGAACGUAAUUAACGGAGGAAAUUCUUUGGAAAGAGAUUCCGAUAGAGACUCCUUUAGUUCUAGCUCCACGACAAAUAGUUUAGACCGAAAAUUGGGUAGUAGUAGCUUAGAACAGCUACGCAGAAGAGCCACAGACAUGGGGAGCUUAACACGCCGAGGUUCUCUAGAGCGAAGAACAGACAAACGACGUUCAUGGUCACCCGAUCACUUAGCCUCGACUCUCGAGUCAUUUCGGCCUAUAACUCUCACAGUUUCUUCGUUUUUCAAACAAGAAGGUGAAAAAUUACGCGACGAGGAUCUCUACAAGUGCCUUCAUGAAUUAAAAAAACCAACGACGAUACUUAAGAAACUGAAAUGUAUUCCUGCCACUUUAAAAUUAGAGAUAGCACCGUGCCCCGGCGAAUACAAAAAUUGUUUGACAACAGAACUGGUCAAACUUUAUCCGUAUCCAGACGAUAAAAGUAGACCAGUCAAAGAAUUGCUAGAAUUCUCGAUGAAAGAACUGCUUGUGCCGCACUACAAUUACCGAAAUUUGUUGUUCGUCAGUCCAAAAGAGUUAAAUUUUUCGAAUCGGGCCGGCUCGGCACGGAAUCUUACAGUCAAAGUGCAAUUAAUGGCGGGAGAGAGUGAAAAUCAAGCUUUGUGUAAUAUUUAUGGUAAGUCUAGUUGUCCGGAAAUGACCAACGAAGCGUAUACGGUGGUAACGUACCACAGCAAAAAUCCGUUCUUUUACGACGAAAUUAAAAUGAAGUUGCCGGCGGCCUUGUCGGAUAAUCAUCAUCUAUUAUUUACUUUUUAUCACAUUUCGUGCCAGAAGAAGGUGGAGCAGUCGUCUGUUGACACUCCAGUGGGAUAUACAUGGCUUCCUUUGAUUCGUGAUGGUAGAUUAAUCUCUGGAGAGUUUUGUUUACCAGUUAUGUUAGAAACACCCCCUAAGAAUUACAGUUAUAUACCCCCUGAUGUUUAUCUACCUGGUACAAAGUGGCUGGAUAAUCAUAAAGGACUGUUCACUGUGCAUCUAGAUUCAGUUUCGUCAGUGCAUACACAUGAUCCAGCAGUUGAACGAUUUUUAUCUGCCUAUGACUAUGUUCACACUGGUGUUAUACCACCAAGGCUGGGCGAAGCUGGACUCGAAAACGAAUUACGAGCUGCACUGUUAAGUUUAGCGGGCGCUAAACCAGAAGCAAUCGUAAAAAAUCUCCCCCUAAUCUUUGACAGCAUCUUAGAACUUUUAGUUCAGCCUCCAAGAAUCUCAGGUCAUACGUUAAACAUUGGCCAGACGACAUUUGAAGCCUUCUGUUUACUUUUAGAAAACAUCUCGAAACUUGACCUACCCGUCGAUCAACACUCUCGCAACACACUGUUAACCACAUACAUCCACUACCAAUGCAAUCUGCCCCAUCCUUUAUCAACCAGCAAUCACAGUUCACCCGAAUGGGAGGAAGGCACCUCUUUAACUCGUAGCAACUCAAACCCCGACCUAGAGGUCGCCCAUUUACAACAAAACCGAGGUUUAGAUAGAGCCGCUAGCAUGAGAGCUCCAAACAACGAUCAAAUCAGCUCGAGCAUUAACGCUUGCCAAAGAAUAGUCCAUCACGAAAUCGCCUUACAGUGGGUGGUUUCCAGCGGUAGAAUUAAAGACCUCGCGAUGCAAAAUGCGUGGUUUUUGUUCGAAUUGAUCAUCAAAAGCAUGGUGGAGCAUCUAGCUCACACCAGGAGUUUAGAGUCUCCAAGGAAAUUGCGUUUCUCUGAACAAUUCCUCGACGAUAUAUUCUCUCUGGUUCAUACGAUCACUGCUGAGAUAAUUUCACAUUCUACGAGCGAUAUUAGAAGGGCACAUACACUGAAUGCUGCUUUGGCGUUUUUCUUCUUUGAUUUGUUGUCGAUCUGUGAUAGAGGUGCGGUGUUUAAUGCGAUACGGUACUACAAUAAGCAACUGCAAGCGAAGAUAAUGUCAAUGCAAGACGCCGCUGUAUUGGUGGAAUUGAAGUUGGAGUGUGCAAGGAUUGUGUGUAGUCAUGAGCAUUACGUAGCGCUGAAUUUACCUUUUGCGACUCCGUUUAUGGUCACUGGACCAUCAGUUUCACCGAGUCCGAGUGUUACUAGUUCGACUAGCCAGAAUUCAUUUCUGUCAGGACCACCGGCUAGCCAGGAAAGGGUUAGCACGUUUGCUGAACUAUCACCGGAGUAUAGGCAGCAUCAUUACUUGACAGGAAUUGUACUGAACGACGUUACCAGCAUUCUUUUGGAUAUGAACAAACCCAAUCUUCACAUUAAAGCCGUCGACACAAUAAAGUCGUUAUUAUCCUGGCACGAUAGCGACCCACGUUACUCAACUCCAGAGGCGCGCAGGCGCGUAGCCGCUCUCUACUUACCCCUUCUAUCAAUAGCAAUGGAUGUACUACCUCUUCUUCAUCGCUGGUCUUCCGACAAAAGUGACCGCUAUCCAACCGAUGAAGAACCUAACAUUAACCAAACCGUGGCACUUGCCAUCGCUGGUAAAGUGUCUCCAGUCACCUGCGACAACCUACAAUCGAACCGCAAAUCCGGUAUUAGUGCCGAAGUAACCCGAAACCUCCUCACUUGCGUUCUAUGGGUGUUGAAAAAUGUGGAACGCGAGUCUUUAUCGCAGUGGCUGGGCGAACUGACCUCUUCAAAACUAGCGACUCUUUUACACUUACUAGACGCUUGUACUAGUUGCUUUGAGUAUAGACCCAGGCGCAGAGCGCCUCCGCCGUCUGGUUAUGCGCAUGCGCAGGUCUCCCAAGACGGGUUAUCUUUGUUGGAAGAUGUGAUUUUAGGCCAGGGUUCUGCAAGGGAGAUGAUGCAGAGGAGGAAGGGCGGAAUUCAGAAUCCUGGUUCGAGCGAGACGAAGUUGAGGUGGAGGAAGGAGCAGAUGGCGGCGUAUAGGCCGAUAGCGGAUGUGGUUGAUAGGCCGAAGGAGGAUUUGUUCAAUGAUGUUCAUUUGGAGGGGCAUUUUGCCACAGAGGCGUCUUUUAUUAUUCUAGAUACUUUGGAGCGGUGUGUGGCGACGGUUGCCCAGUGGGAUUCGCAGCAGUGCUUGGUUGGGUUGGCUUUGACUGUUCUGUUACAUGCGUUGAGCAAAAAUCAGAGUACGACUAUUUUACCGCAUUUGUUUGCGUCGCAGAGAAGUCUGGUUUUCAAGUUCCACAGCGCGUUAUUCGAUGAAGAAAGCACCCACUGCGCUGACCUUUGCCUCUUGCUCCUGAAGCACUGCGGCUCACAGAUCGCCUCCGUGCGCUCCCAAGCCGCCGCCUCUUUGUACUUACUAAUGCGACAAACCUUCCAAAUCGGAAACAACUUCGCCCGCGUUAAAAUGCAAGUCACAAUGUCGCUGAGUAGCCUGGUGGGAACUUCAGCCUCCUUCAGCGACGAAUCUCUCCGUCGAUCCCUCAAGACCAUCCUCGAAUACGGCGAAAGAGACGCGGAGCUUCAGGAAACCACGUUCCCGGAACAAGUGCGCGAUUUGGUGUUUAAUCUCCACAUGAUCCUGUCUGAUACGGUGAAAAUGAAAGAGUUCCAAGAGGAUCCCGAGAUGCUUCUGGAUUUGAUGUAUCGCAUUGCGAAGGGGUAUCAGAAUUCGCCGGACUUGAGGCUGACUUGGCUGGAGAACAUGGCCCAGAAGCAUAUGGAGAGGAGUAAUCAUUGUGAGGCGGGAAUGUGUUUAGUGCAUUCGGCGGCUUUAGUUGCGGAGUAUUUGGUUAUGUCGGAGUCGUCGCCUCAUUUACCUGCAGGGGCAGCUGCUUUGGAAAGAGUCAGUCCGAAUGUGUUGGAAGAGAGCGCCGUGUCGGAUGAUGUACUGAGUCCAGAGAAGGAAGGAGGGUGUUUGGGGUCGCAUUUUACUGAAGCUGGGUUAGUGGGGUUGUUGGAACAGGCGGCUAGUAGUUUUCACGUGGCUGCGAUGUAUGAGCCUAUGAAUGAUAUUUAUAGGGUUUUGAUUCCCAUUGGUGAGAAUAAUAGGGACUUCAAAAAGUUGGCUAAUAUACACGGCAAGUUACAUGAUGCCUACACGAGAAUCGAUCAAUUGCAAGGAAAGAGGAUGUUCGGUACUUACUUCCGCGUGGGUUUCUACGGUUCCAAGUUUGGUGAUUUGGAUAGAGAGGAGUUUAUUUACAAAGAACCUACUCUGACGAAAUUGCCGGAAAUUUUCAGUCGUUUAGAAAACUUUUACGCAGAACGAUUUGGGCCUGAAAAUGUGAUAAUAAUUAAAGAUUCCAAUAUUGUCGAUAUUAGCGCCUUAGAUCCCGAAAAGGCCUACAUACAGAUAACCUACGUGGAGCCGUAUUUUGAACAAUAUGAACUAAGAUAUCGUCAAACCCAUUUUGAUAGAAACUUCAAUAUUAAGAGAUUUGUGUACGCAACUCCUUUCACAAUGACUGGAAAAGCACAUGGAGAAUUACGCGACCAAUACAAACGAAAGACAAUCUUAACCACUGCAGUUCACUUCCCAUAUGUUAAAACGCGCAUUCAAGUCGUCAACAGAGUUCAAGUAACUUUAACUCCCAUAGAGGUGGCAAUUGAAGAUAUUCAGAAGAAAACGACAGAGUUGGCUGCGGCUACUCAGCAGGAACCACCUGAUCCCAAAAUUUUGCAAAUGGUGUUACAGGGGUGUAUUGGUACAACGGUAAAUCAAGGUCCACUGGAAAUGGCCUUGACAUUUUUACCCAGCGAUGGUAAAGCGUUGACAAAACACCAGAAUAAACUGAGGCUGUGCUUUAAAGAUUUUUGUAAAAAAUGUUUUGAUGCCUUAAAGAAAAAUAGAAACCUGAUUGGACCAGACCAAAGAGAUUACCAAAGAGAGCUUGACAGGAAUUAUAAGCGGUUUACUGAGAAACUGCAACCGUUAGUUAAUCCCCAAAAUAUAACCAUAGUUUCUGCAAGCCCCCACAAGUACCCCAGUAGUGAGUCAACAUAUUUACGAUGGUAGAAUGUGAAAUUCACACUUAUUUAUUAAAUCAGUAUAACUUCAAGUAUUGUACAGGAUCUUAAUUUUAUCAAGUAACGUCAAUUCAAUGUAAACAACGCUUUCAAUGGAACAAAUAUGAAGUUAGCUUCUAGGAUAAUAAAGUACUUUUGUAUCAUUAUAAAAAUAGAUUAAGGUACUCAUUUGUAUAUCAAAUUACACAAAAAUAAAUAUUACCUAGUAGUUCA